This is a messenger RNA of Vigna angularis (adzuki bean), 831 nucleotides long. RefSeq lists its product as uncharacterized. Lineage: Eukaryota; Viridiplantae; Streptophyta; Magnoliopsida; Fabales; Fabaceae. The coding region runs from base 1 to 831 and encodes 276 amino acids. Gene Ontology annotation, molecular function: RNA binding. The transcript is spliced from 3 exons. The record is from RefSeq and is a predicted model, not a curated record.
AUGGAACUAGAUCCGGGAGAAAUGGCGAGUUCUAUCCUUUUCUUCUCUCUCCUCUCAUAUUUGCAUGGAGAAAGAUCUUUCAUCAAGAUCACCCUAACUCUAAUCCUCCCUCUCUCCUUCAUCUUCCUCAUCCACAUCGAAGUCUCCAACAUCCUCUUCGGCAAGAUCGUAAAAAAUACACAACAAAUGAUGGAAACCCCACAAGGCACACCCCAAUACCACACCCUCUCCAACAUGCUCUCUUCAGAAUGGACCACCUUCAUGCUCUUCAAGCUCAUCUACUUCACUUUCCUCCUCAUUUUCUCCCUCCUCUCCACCUCUGCAGUGGUAUAUACCAUCGCCUCAAUCUACAUCACAAGAGAGGUCACUUUCUCCAAGGUUAUGACCGUCGUUCCCAAACUUGAGAAAACGGCGUUGGGGCCUCAACCUACAAUGUACUGGAGUGUUGUUACUGUGUUGGAAGACUCGUGUGGGAUUGGAGCCAUGUUGAAGAGCAACGCGUUGAUAAGGGGGAAGACGAGUUUAUCGGUACUCAUAUUCUUGAAGCUGUUGGUUUUCUUUGGGUUGAUACAAUUUUUGUUCAAGAAAACGAUGGUGCAUGGGUGGAGGUUAGGGUGUGUGGACAGAACACUUUAUGGGAUAGUGUGUCUGGUGUUGUUCUCUCAGUUGUAUCUGUUCCAACUUGUGAUCCAAACAGUGCUCUAUUUCGUUUGCAAGUCCUACCACCAUCAGAAUAUCAAAAUAUCGAUAAAAGUUGGAACAUGGCAGGAAAUGAAGAGGAGAAAAGAAAAAGUACAGAUUCGUCAACGGGAGUUAACUCCGUUUAUGUGA